AUGUCUAUUAAUAUGAACUUACUUGGAAUUCAACUUAGAACCCGUCAAAGAUGCCGGCAAAUAUUUUGUACAAUCCGAGCUUCCUCCACCACACCGGAAAUCGAUUCUUUGAAAGAGUCUGAUAUAUGCUACCCGACAAAAAGGAAAAAGUAUAGACAUCUAUUAACAUCAUCUUACAAUAAAUCGAAGAAUCGAAUUAAAAAUUCGACUCUUGAAAAGCAGUAUAAACAAAUUGCAAUUUCAGUCACUCCUUUGUACUCUAUGUCAUAUGAUGAUCAACUAAAGUAUAAAACUGUACAAGUAAAUGAAUGCCUCCGGAAAACAAUGAGAAAAUAUGUCCUGACAAAUAACCUACCUCUCUCUGAGUUGCUUAUUAAAAAUAUUGAAAAGACAAAUGGCAGCUUGUGCCCAAUGGAGCCAUGUCUACCUUCUCCUCUGGUUCAUGGAUAUCGUAUGAAAGAUGAGUUUGUUGUCGGGCGCAGCCUAGAUGGAAAUCCUAAAACUGUGGGCCUUACUGUAGGCAAAGGUAUGAAUUCUUUCUGCGUUCCAGUCACAUAUUUAUCAAACAUCAGUGAAAAACAUAAAGAAAUCGCUAAAGUCUUUCAAGAGUUCAUAAGAUCCAGCAAAUUUGAACCAUACACUAAACAUCUUAGUACUUCCAACAAUCAAACUUAUUAUUCCUCUGGUCAUUGGCGCCUUAUCUGCACAAGAUCAACUUCUUCGGAUGAGUCAAUGUCCUAUGUCAUAUUUCACCCACGAAGAAAACCCCAGGAAGUAAUAGAAGAGGCCAAAGAAGAAUUAAAGAAUUUUUACCUGCAUGGUCCUGGAAGACUCUGUGGCAUAAGCACCAUGUUCUUUCAGCCUACAUGGAAGUCCCGAACAAAUGCACAUAUUAUCCCAUUUGAGCUGCUCUAUGGCCAGCCAUAUGUGACAGAGACAUUACUUGGCUACAAAUUCCAAAUCUCUCCAGAUUCUUUUUUCCAAAUCAACACGAGUGCUGCUGAAGUUCUCUACUCUGUAAUAAAAGACAGUGCCAAAUUGACACCCAAUGAAGUCAUUCUUGACAUCUGCUGUGGUACAGGGUCAAUUGGAAUUGUACUAGCACCAAAUGCCAAACGAUUAUUUGGUGUUGAAAUUAUUCAAGAUGCAGUCAAUGAUGCCAAAGUAAAUGCUGAAAUAAAUGGUGUGACAAAUGCAGACUUCAUUUGUUCUAGAGCAAGUCUGGCCCUCAAGCAAAUUUCUCUUGGGACAUAUUUUGAUCCCAGUGAAACUGCCGUAGCUGUAAUAAACCCAGGACGAUCUGGUGUCAGUAAAUCUGUGAUUCGGUCCAUCCGGAGGUGCAAGCCAAUCAAACGUUUAGUCUAUGUUACUUGCCGUCCUAUUGGUAACACUCUAACUAAUUUCAUUGAUCUAUGUCGACCUCCCAAUGAAGAAUUUUCUGGUGAAGCUUUUGUUCCAGUACAUGCUGUCCCUGUAGAUAUGUUUCCUCAAACACUUCACUGUGAACUUGUCGUUUGUAAAAAGUCGGUCAAUCCAAAAGAAAAGAAAGAAAAUAGGGGAUUGCUAAUCAAGUUAUCACUUACCGUGCCCCCCCACCCCCGCCACCUUAUUAUUCUCUUCUCUUUCUCUUCGUUAUCUUUUUUUCCCGAAUUUUCCUCUCUUCUCACCUCUAUUUUUUCUUUCUUUCUUGUUUGUUCUUCCUGA
Messenger RNA from Acanthosepion pharaonis, 1704 nucleotides. NCBI's taxonomy places the organism in Eukaryota, Metazoa, Mollusca, Cephalopoda, Sepiida, Sepiidae. The record is from the annotation of a GenBank genome assembly.